UCUAUGCAGAUAUGCAGGCAACUUGGUGAAAAUAACUAUUAAAUUAGCUUAGCAGUGCUGUAAUUUUGCAUGUUUUAAAUGCAAUAUAAGACAAAUAUUUUAUUGUUGUUCCAAUUAAGUUUCUCUUUAAACAUUGAAGGGUGAUAAAAAUGUUUGAACAAUUAAUUGUACAAAUAAAGCAUCAGUAUGGAAAAUUCUUAUGUUUUCACAAUGCAAGUAAUAACAGUAAAGAACCAAUAUUUGGAAUGAAGAAAGACUGCCAGGGAUAUAAACAGGAAGAAACUAUAGUACAUUUCAUACGUAAUGGUAAUGGGUAUCAAAUACAGCAUCAGGAUGGAAAGUAUUUAAAUUUUGACCAUGCAUAUACUAAAUCUAAAGAACCAGUAUUUGGAAUGAAUAAAAACUUUUUUGAGGAUAAAACUAUAGUACAUAUUUUACCUAAAGAUGAUGGUUAUCAAAUAAAACAUCAAUACGGAAAAUAUUUAAAUUUUGACAAUGCAUAUACUAAAUCUAGAGAGCGAGUGUACGGAAUGACGCAAGGAUUUUAUGAAGAUGAGACUAUAGUAUACUUUAUACCAAUAAAAUAUAAUUUUUCUAUUAAAAUUGAAGGUUUCCAAUAUGAUACUAGGAUGGUAUAUAACGCUCAGUUAAAUGGUCAAAUACAGCAAUUCUCUUUGAUUAAUAAGACUUUUUAUAAUAAUUCGGACACUAAUCAAAGAUUCAGUAUAAAUGAAAGUGUAACUGUUAACACUUCUACAACAUUUCAACACUCAACAACAGAUGUUACAACAUGGCUAAAUGAAGUUUCUGCAGGGGUUAGAAUCACGGCCGAAGGUAAUAUUACUCUCCCUCUAUUAACAGAAGGAAGAGUCGUUGGAGAAACCUCGUCUGGAUUUAAAUAUACCUGGGGUAGAGAAUCCACCGAACAGUUCAGUAACAGUACUACUAAAAGUGUUGAACAAACUGUGAACAUAACAGAUGAAAUUACUGUUUGUCCUAAAUCUAAAAUGACCUACAAAUAUAUCAAAAAUCAAUUAUCUGGAAUUGCAGUUCCAUACGACGCGGUAAUGAAAAUUAAAUGUGAAAUGGGUGGAAUUUAUGUAUCGGAUGAAGCUCUUCAAUUUAUACUGGAUCAUAUAGGAGAUUGCCCUACUGGUAGCAUUGCAAAAGAGAAUGGAUGCGGUAUAUACUCUGUUCCAUUAGCUGGUGAGAUGAUAAUAAAUAUAGCACUUAAUUUCUCGACUUAUUGUGAUCAACUACCUUUAUAAAAUAUAAUCUUUACUAAUG
Messenger RNA from Agrilus planipennis (emerald ash borer), 1287 nucleotides. RefSeq lists its product as uncharacterized. The transcript has 2 exons. Bases 150 to 1268 code for a protein of 372 amino acids. Lineage: Eukaryota; Metazoa; Arthropoda; Insecta; Coleoptera; Buprestidae. The record is from RefSeq and is a predicted model, not a curated record.